Echinops telfairi (small Madagascar hedgehog) is the source of this 5317-nucleotide messenger RNA. It is a transcript of the gene MIER3, whose product is annotated as MIER family member 3. Gene Ontology annotation, molecular function: transcription corepressor activity; histone deacetylase binding. The transcript has 11 exons. The record is from RefSeq and is a predicted model, not a curated record. Lineage: Eukaryota; Metazoa; Chordata; Mammalia; Afrosoricida; Tenrecidae. Gene Ontology annotation, biological process: negative regulation of transcription by RNA polymerase II. Bases 166 to 1737 code for a protein of 523 amino acids. Gene Ontology annotation, cellular component: nucleoplasm.
AGUGAAUGCCUUGAGAAAUUAAGGAUAAAAAUUGAAAAGAAUUGUCAGACAAGCACAAAUUGUUUUCUUGUGUAAGUGGCUUUGUGACUGUCAAGUGAUUUGGAUUGUUCGGUUCCAGUUGGCUCUCUGUCUUCUGAGGAUCAUGAUUUUGACCCCACUGCUGAGAUGCUGGUCCAUGACUAUGAUGACGAACGGACUCUUGAAGAAGAGGAAAUGAUGGAUGAAGGCAAAAACUUCAGUUCGGAAAUUGAAGACUUAGAAAAGGAAGGGAGCAUGCCUCUGGAAGAGUUACUGGCAUUCUAUGGCUAUGAACCUUCAAUUCCAGCCGCUGCACAUUCCAGUGCAAACAGCUCCCCGAGUGAACUUGCAGAUGAGCUACCAGAUAUGACACUAGACAAGGAGGAGAUCGCCAAAGACCUGCUGUCCGGCGAUGACGAGGAGACUCAGUCGUCUGCCGACGAUCUGACGCCGUCCGUGACGUCUCACGAGACUUCUGACUUCUUCCCUCGACCUUUACGAUCAAAUACUACAUGUGAUGGGGAUAAGGAAUCAGAGGUUGAAGACGUAGAAACAGACAGUGGUAACUCACCUGAAGAUUUGAGGAAGGAAAUAAUGGUCGGUUUACAGUAUCAGGCAGAGAUUCCACCUUAUCUCGGAGAAUAUCAUGGUGAUGAAGCAGUGUAUGAGAACGCUGAAGACCAGCUACUGUGGCGGCCCGGGGUGGUUUUGGAGAGCAAAGUUAAGGAGUACCUUGUCCAGGCGUCAUUGAGAACUGGGAAUGAAAAAGUCGUGGAUCGGAUUUCUGCAGGAACACACACAAGGGACAACGAACAGGCAUUAUAUGAACUUCUCAAGUGUAAUCACAACAUUAAGGAAGCGCUCGACAGGUACUGCUGCAAUGGAAAGUCUGCUCAAGGAAUGACUGCAUGGACAGAAGAGGAAUGCCGAAGCUUUGAACACGCCCUCAUGCUUUUUGGGAAAGAUUUUCAUCUUAUACAGAAGAAUAAGGUGAGGACUCGAUCGGUUGCUGAGUGUGUGGCAUUCUACUAUAUGUGGAAGAAAUCUGAACGUUACGAUUAUUUCGCUCAACAAACCAGAUUUGGGAAGAAACGGUACAACCAUCACCCCGGAGUCACGGACUACAUGGAUCGUUUGGUAGAUGAGACAGAAGCUCUGGGUGGGACAGUAAAUUCUUCAGCCUUAACCUCUAACCGACCUGAGCCCAUCCCUGACCAGCCCCUGAACAUCCUGAACUCUUUCACUGCCAGCGACUUGACAGCUCUGACCAACAGCGUAGCGACUGUGUGCAACCCCGCGGAGGUGAACUGUUUGGAUGAUAGCUUCCCCCCACUGGCCAGUGCCCCCCGGGGACAAGUCAAUCAUGUGCCUGUUGUAACGGAAGAGUUACUCACCCUGCCCAGCAGCGGGGAAAGUGAUUGUUUUAAUUUAUUUGAGACUGGAUUUUAUCCCUCAGAGCUAAACCCUAUGAACAUAUGCAGCGAAGACUCGGAAAGACCCGCAAAGCGAUUGAAGAUGGGCAUUGCCGUCCCCGAGUCCUUUAUGAAUGAAGUGUCUGUAAGUAACCUGGGCGUGGACUUUGAGAAUCACACGCAUCGCAUCACCAGUGCCAAAAUGGCCGUCUCUGUGGCUGACUUCAGCAAUCUCUCUGCCAGCGAAACCAAUGGUUUCAUCAGUGCCCACACCCUGCACCAGCACGCUGCCCUGCACUCCGAGUGACGGCUGGGGUGCAGGCCCAGGACGCUGGAGGGGAGCAACGAUCAGGUUUGCUUAGUCUUUCACUGGAAGUUUGAACCUUUUUCACUAUGACAUCAGUGAUGUCAGUAUGUAUAGAACUUUAUCUUGGUUUAUCAAGAGUAUUUUCAUUUUUCAAUCCAUAAAUGUGGAAAUGAACUGUGAUCAGCAGAGUUGGGAACUAGGAUUGAACUCUGUGGUGCAGCUUUAAGCUCUGCUUCUCUUCCUCAUCCCACCCCUCUGCCCCACAUACCUCGUCCUGCUCCUGGGCUGUUCUCUUCUGUUCUCCACGGCCCUCGCUCCCAACUGAAAACCUGUAGACAGGCCACCAGCUCAAAACCAGCACAGAAGUUCUGAACGGAAUGGAGUGGCUUCUUUUCUUGUAAAUUCCUUUUGCCGGAAUGGAUGCAGUGGGAUAACAAUGUUUACAGGUACCGAUCUCGAUCCCUGCUCAAUGUAGCAUUUUAUUAUUAUUAUUUUUCUUCCUGAUUACAUAAAAGCAGGGGUGGGUUUCUUUAAACUGCACAAACAUGCAAGGAUUUAAAAAAAAAUUUUUAUGGACCCUUCUCUUACAUUAUUCAAGUAGAGCACUUCUGUUUACAAAGCAGCAAGUCCACCUGAAUGGAAGCCAGCACAAGGAACUGCGUGUGUGUAGAAUACGAAGACGCUUGCUUGGAUCCUGUUUCAAAAUUUUCGACCAGGGCUACCUUACACAGAACGGGUCAUCUUACUGCCAGAAGACUUCUGUGUUCACUUCGUGUAUUCACUGAACAUUUGACCUCUGAAGAUGUGGUGUUCCGAUUGGGGUUUGUCCACCAUUGUCAAGAUUGUAAUCUUGCAAAUCAAUACCGGUCCUUGUCUAAUUUUGUUUAUCCUGAAGCAGUCAGCUGGUGGAUGCACAGUCUAGAAAGCCUAGGGUGUUGCCAUUCAGUGGCUUGCAUUCGGGGGCACCUGUUCAGUUGUUUGUAGCGCUGCAGUUCAAAGGGUUCGUAUAUAGGAGGGACGUGUAGUUCGUACACAUGAUGCAGUAGAACCUUGAAGUCUAUUUAAGCCUUUUUUUGUUUCUCGUGAACAUUUGGCAAGAAAAAUGUGAGUUCUUAUCUGAACUAGAAUGGUACUCUACCACUUGAUGUUUUAAAAGGUGACAGGUGUUCAGAUGCAUCUCAGACCUAAUUUUUUUUAUUCUUGUGAACAUUGUGAACCAAGAAGCCAUCGUCAGAAAUUUUGGCCACUUUGCUCUAUAGAAGUGCAUCUUUAAGUUGUAAGCUAAACUCCAACAAUACAGUAUUAGGAUAUAAUAAGCUUUGUUUUUUAUAGUAUACUUAACAAUUUACUUUUACUUUUUUUUUUUGCACCAUCUUGAUAAAUUUUUUUUUAGUAGUUGUGUUGCUUUACAAAAAAACCUAAGUGUUUGGCUGCAUUGCUGAUACUUGUAAGUAUAAGUCGCUUCAAGGUUGUGCUGAUGAGUAGAUAGGAUGUAGUAACCUUAGUAGUGAUUGAAAGGGAGGGUAUUUAUUCUACAAACUGUGAACUGCAAUGACAUCCUUCAUUUUGGAUGAUGUGUAUCCUUGUUUCCCUUUGCAGCAUUUUAAUGAAGAUUGCUUUGAAGUGUUUACGCAGUAGCACAUUUACUGUCAAAUUUAAUUUUUAGCACAGUGGACAAAAUUGGUUAAAUUAAUAACUUAAAAAUCAGUCUCUAAUUUAUACACCUAAAAGUCUAGCAUUCUUAUAUGCACACAGUAAAUAAUGGGUAGCCUGGGACCUGCGUGGCUUUCUGAGAUUUUCAUCCAAGUUGUCAGCUUCUUAUUGCUGUGUUGUUGUGCUAAACUUUGAAACUUUAUUUCUUAUGUUAAUAAUCAGUACAUUUUCUGUAAUUUAGUAAGAUACUGGCCAUACUCUUCCAUUGUUGUAACUUUACUUUUGACUGUGGGUUUGCAGUGGCUGGUUUGUAUAAAAUAAUUUACACAAAGAUGACUGAAUGCUAAUACCAGUUGCACUUAAAUGAACAUGCCCAUUCUCAGAAGCUGAUGCAGUAAUAUAUUCAGUUUAUCUAUGCAUUGCUGGGAUCUUGAUAUAAGAUGGAAACGGUGUUUCUUAUCUAACAUUUGGAUUAUCAGCAAGUUGAAUGGACACUUUAGUUAUUUAAUAAAGAUUUUUGACCAAAAUCCAGAAAAUGGUAUGGGAGAAAAAUAAAUUCCAGCUAGUUUAAUAGAUUUUUAAAUGCCAAUCUGAUUUUAGCCUCUUAGAGAGUGCUAGCUAGCUGGUGAUGUUUACUUUUAAUUCCUUGUUAAAAUGAGGCAAUAAUUUGCAAGAUUUUUGUAUAUAGGUGUAAAUUCUUCAUAUCUUUUUAGAUCUAAUUCAAUAUUUUCUGACUACUCCUGCCAUGUAUAAUACCAUUUUUGUGCAUGCCUGAUGUGACGUUCAUAAUUGUACCACUAUAACUUUAUCCAUGUAAAAUAGCUAUUUAUUGAAUUUUAUUUUAAAAGCGGGAUUUACUGGUUAAUUGUUUUGUUGUCCCCCCCCUCGGUUUGAGAAUUUCAACAGAAUUUGUUACUGUUUAUUAAAAGAAUUGAAGUCGAGAGCAUGAAAUAGCCAAUUUGCAAUCAUAUGAAGAAACUAAUGCCUUUAUUAUCAAGUGUUAAAGCACAAUUCUUAUAACAAACUGUGAUGAAUUCUUUUUUUUUUUUCCUUUGCCACAUUAUUUUCAUAUGAACAAACCAAAAAUCCAUGGUGAGCAAUUGCAGUGUUGGCUGAUGUAUCUUUUAUGUACAGGGAAUUUACAGAGGCAACGUAUUCAUUUAGAAACGUAACUGGUGCUGUGAUUAUAGCAAUACUUUUACUUUUUUAGUCAGACUUCAUCUUUUUCAUUCUAGCUUUUUAUAUGUUUAGUUUUCCUCUUGUCAUGGUCAACUGCUGAAUUUACUUGAAGGAUGUAGAAUACUGCUUAAAAAAUACUAAAGUGUGUACAAUUAGGUCACAUGUUUCCUUUUUAAUUUUUAAAAGGAAUUGUGCAAUUGUUUCUUUUUAAUUUUUAAAAUUGAGGGUCAUAAAUAUUUGAGCGCGUCAGAUCUAAUAGAGCAUAGUGAUACUAUUUAAUUUAACCAAAGUCUUUAGUGAAUAUUUCAACUUUGAAUGUAAACUAACAAGUAAACCUGACAACCAAGGAGAUUGUUUGCCCAGAGUUUCAAAGCACAUUGUCUACAAAUGGAAAUUGAAAUAAUUUAUAAAGAUAUUGACAUUACUAUGUUUUUUAAAAAGUUCCUAAUUUUUUCACUAAAAGGAGGAAACUAUUAGUUUUAUUGUUAAAUAUGGUAGAUAUUAAUAUUCUUCUUAGAUGACCAGUGAUUCCAAUUGUCCCAGUUUGAAAUAAGUACCCUGUGAGUAUGAGAUAAAUUAGUGACAAUCAGAACAAGUUUUAGUAUCAGAUGUUCAAGAGGAAGUUGCUAUUGCAUUGAUUUUAAUAUUUGUACAUAAACACUGAUUUUUUUGAGCAUUAUUUUGUAUUUGUUGUACUUUAAUACCUGGUGUACAGCUCCGGAAAUAAAAAUCUGGAAAUCUUUUUUUC